Molecule: messenger RNA, 2070 nt
Organism: Pimephales promelas (fathead minnow)
Lineage: Eukaryota; Metazoa; Chordata; Actinopteri; Cypriniformes; Leuciscidae
Source: RefSeq, a predicted model, not a curated record
GUUAACCUUUCUUUGCUUCACCUUAACCUUGCUAACACUUUACCAUAACAUAAAGCAUUAAGUAAUAUGAACUGUCUUUAAUCUUACACCAAAAAACUUGAGCGCAACCCUUGCAGACUGAGGUGUAAGAUGGUCUCCGCUGCAUGUGUUCUUUGACAUUCAUAGAAGAAUUACAUUACCUCAUGUCAUGAUCUACAACCGUUGAUAUAAAUUGAAUAAUCUAACAUUGCAUUUACACCUUUGAUGUGAGAUUUUAUCUCUCUCUUUUUUCCAGAUUGUCAAUUUUAUGCUAUAAAGAUCCUUUCACUCUCGUUUUUAACCAGAACAGCACAGGAAGACAACGGCUGACUACAAAGGCGCAAGGUAAAGAAAGCUGGAAUGCCUCGGUCUGAGAGAGAAAGUGAAAAGAGUGGGAGAGAAAAUGAACGACAGCCACAACUGAAAGAAGAGCAUGACGCAUCCCCCCCUCUGAAGAACGAACGUUCUUCACACCAGUGCGUGGAAGAUCUUUCAUCUGCUGUAUGUUCUAAUUCUGCCUCUCAGACGGUGGGAUCAGUCCAGCUCAGCCAUACUGUUCCUUCCAACAACUCUACAUACUUAAAACAUCCACUAUGCCAGAGAACUGGUGAUGAGGAACGGAUGGAUUUUCUUCAGCUGGUGUUUCAGAAUUCUCGAGCUGGCCAGAUCCGGCCGUCUGUACUCCGCUCUACGGCUCUCCUGCUUCAGGCAAAUGACAGUCACCCAGCAGCCAUGAACAGAAGAAAAGAGACCGCGCAGAUUUCCAUACACGCUGUUUCUGACAGGAAACAAUCUUCCAGCUUACACCAUCACAGCCCUGUCCAGACAGAGAUCCAGAGAUCCAGCUCUCUGUAUAUAAAUGGACAAUGCCGCUGGCCAGGCUGUGAUAAAGUCUUUGAAGGGUACACACAUUUUUUGAGACAUCUGAACCGAGACCACAGCACAGAUGAGAAAACUAUUGCUCAGUGGCGGGUUCAACAAGACCUGGUACGCCACAUGGAGAAUCAGCUCAUUCAGGAGAAGCAGAAACUUCACGCCAUGCAGAUCCACCUUCAACUCUUCGACUGCAUCUCGGCAUGUACUGGAGUUGCUACAGGUCGGUGGAGGCCGCUGGCACUAAAAUUGCCCCCGUUGGGGGAGCCAGAUGGCAGGACAGAGAGAGCUAGGGAAGCACCGGUACAACAGGACCCCUGGCACAUACCCCCAACACACAUGCUGCCAGAUUUCGUUAGCAGUGUUGAAUACUACAAAUAUGCUAAUAUACGACCUCCAUAUACAUAUGCUUUUCUAAUCAGAUGGUCAAUCGUGGAAGCCCCAGAGAAACAGCGGACGUUAAACGAAAUCUACAAUUGGUUCACAAGAAUGUUUUACUAUUUCCGUCACAGUUCUCCUACAUGGAAGAAUGCUGUGCGACACAAUCUUAGUCUCCACAAAUGCUUUGUGCGUGUGGACGGACGGAUGGGAGCCGUGUGGACAGUGGAUGAGGAAGAGUUUCAGAAGAGGAAAGGGCAAAAAAUCAACAGGGACUACACUUUGAAUUGGCUGACACCCUCGAAUUGUCGAUCCCAUGAAGCCUCAGAUGUAUAAUAUCAAUAAAAGCCACAGAGUUUCAGUAAAACGUUUUCCAAAUGUUUAGUGUGGUAUGAACAAAAAUGAGGCUCAAGUUUUAUGAUUUUAAAGCAGAAUUUUAGUCAUGAUCCUGGAGGAUGAGAUGGUUUGAUAAUAUUCAUUGAGCCUAUCUAUCUGAAAAAUGUCAACUAGUCUUCUUUAAAAAAAAACUCUUGCUAAGUCUAAAGAAAAUACAACAAAUAGCAUAUGUACUGGAAGUUUUCUUUUUAAAUCAUUGGUCGAUAGUGGUUACAAAUUAAUGCAUGCAUUAUUUCUGAUUAAAAUUUUUAUGUUCUUUUAUGUUAUCUGAUUAACAUGAAUAAAAUAACAACAAUAUGAAAGGCUAUUCAAAAUUUCUCUUUAAGAGACCAGACUCCAACCUGACCAGAAGAGGGCAUCUGUGUGUACUGUCAUGUUUUUGGGUGUGGUAAUUCUGUAACUGUG